AUGUCGGAGAUAGUAGGUGGCUCAAGUGCGGGGAAAACUCAGCUAUGCUACGCCAUUGUUGCGAACACCCUCCUUCACACUAAAUACAAUGUAGCUUGGUUAGAUUCCAAUGGUUCCUUCCGUUCACAUCGAUUGGUCGAGUUCAUAAAUGGGAGGGGAAUUGAUGAUACUGAUGUUGUUAAUUCGCUACUGGAUCGCAUAUGCGUCGCCCGAGUGUCUGAUCAGACGCAACUGCUCGACGCCCUUGAAUUUAUCGAUGAAAAAAUGGAAACCAAUAAUUUCCGGCUUAUCGUGAUCGAUAGCAUAUUUGAAAUGUUCGAUGAUCGCCAACUGGUUGAAAAUAUGACGCGUUCUGCUGUUUUCAACAGCAUUCUUUGCAGAAUCGGUAUUUUGACCGAUAUUGGCUGUACUGUUCUGGUGACUACUUCUGCUAAGAACGAAAAAAAUGAUCUCAACAAAGCAUGGACGCGACAAAUGAAGUCCCGGAUUCUCGUCAAAGAAAGUGAUGGAUUGAGAACACUGCAUAAUCUCAAUGCUGGCGCUGGAGCUCCUUCUCGUUACUGCUGUUUUCGAAUUGUUCAUUCCGGACUCAAAAAUACGGAAAGUUCUUGA
Haemonchus placei is the source of this 612-nucleotide messenger RNA. NCBI's taxonomy places the organism in Eukaryota, Metazoa, Nematoda, Chromadorea, Rhabditida, Trichostrongylidae. The record is from the annotation of a GenBank genome assembly.